Molecule: messenger RNA, 483 nt
Organism: Pneumocystis carinii B80
Lineage: Eukaryota; Fungi; Ascomycota; Pneumocystomycetes; Pneumocystales; Pneumocystaceae
Exons: 4
Coding region: 1-483 (160 amino acids)
Source: RefSeq, a predicted model, not a curated record
AUGUCAGCAAAAGCAAUACCAACUAUUAUUUUUCCAUCCACGCAUAUAAAUACUAUUAUCAGCAUUAUAGAAUCUUGUGAAGCUAAUAUUCAAAAUACAUUACAUGAGAUUUUAUUAAAAAUCAAAUACUUAAUACAAAGUUGGAUAAAUUAUUUAAAUAAAAACAUUUUUCAUGUUAAUGAUGUACAAGCCUUUUAUACUUAUGUAACAAAUGCUUUAAUAAAGAAAUUUGAAAUUAUUAUUCCAGAAAGAUGGGGAGUUCUUACAACGAGUGCAGCAUUAUCUUUGCCCAAUUUAUUAAAUAUUUCUUCUUUUUCAUCUUUAAAUAUAGAUGAUUUAAGAAAUAUGAUAAUAGAAAUUAUAGUUCUUUUAAAAGAUUCAUAUAGUUAUCCUCUUAAAAUGGAUGCUUUACUUUCAUUAACAUCGGAUUUAUUGUUUAAGCAUGUAGAACCUAAAGAUAUUUAUUGGGAACAAUUUAAUUAG